AUGGAACGACCUGCCUCCGGGCGGCCCCAAAGCGUGAGGAAAGUGUCUGAACCCGUCAAAAGUUCAGCAACUCCGUCUCAUAUCAGGAAAAGCAGUGCUUCUUCUGUAACUUCAGUUUCUUCAGUAGGAUCAGAUUCGGAAGUGCGUCGUUCCAAAGCGCGUGAAGAAAGGUUAAGAAAGAAAGAACAAGAGUACGCUCAGAAAGCCGAGAAAGACAAAAUAAAAGAGAAAGUACCCGAAGAAAUUACAGAGCAGGAAGAAGUGUUGAAGCCUCAUAGUAGCAAUUCAAACGGCAACAAAGAAGUCAGCCGAAAUCAUUCUCCCGAUGACGACGAAACAGACUCGACUUGUCCAAACAGCGAACUAGAUCAGACUAUAGUUCAACGGCCAGUGAUAUCGGACAAUUGUGUACAGAACUCUUCCCCGAGUCAAGUCGAGAGUCCGCCUUCUGGGUCUCCGAGAUGGGCCGAGAAGCUCCCGGUUGAGAGAAAAGAAUCAGUUUCAAGUGAUGUUAGCCUCGAAACAAACAUAGAACUGGAGGAAUUUGUGAAUGUUUUGAGUGAAACUCUCAACCAGCAACAACUUGACAAUGAGUUCCCCGAACUUGUAAACAACCAUGAUCAAAAAGUCAACAUAUCAGCAAAAACUCUUGAGCCUGGAAUGAUGCAGACGAUCACUAUGAGUGCGAAGCUGAAAGAUAAGGUGGCAGUUAUUGAGAGGGAAUUGGAAAAUGUGUUCGAGGAGGAAACGAUUAAAGUAUGCGUGCAUUUAUUACUGAAUUCAAAUUCAACCGACAAUGGGGAAAACACAGAAGAAACAUUGACAGACAUUCUUGGUGGGGAGGAGAUUUUUGAGAAAUACAUCGGACGUUUCUGGCACCUCAUGAUUCUUUCCAAGUCUGCAGCGUCCAAAUAUGGAAUCAAAAAUGCGACACUCAGAGACUACUAA
Molecule: messenger RNA, 948 nt
Organism: Symsagittifera roscoffensis
Lineage: Eukaryota; Metazoa; Xenacoelomorpha; Acoela; Convolutidae
Exons: 9
Coding region: 1-948 (315 amino acids)
Source: RefSeq, a predicted model, not a curated record